GGUAGGUGGCGCUGAACUCCAAAACAGUGCAAACGGAACGCGCGCACGUGCGUCAGGCAACUACGAGCGCCAGUCAAAGAGAAAAAGCAGAAGUGUUCUCUAUUCUUUUCUAGUUGUCUGCAAUAGUAUGCCCCAGAUCGCAAAAUGAUGAUCAACUUGGAUGUGCUACUUUUCCUAAUAUCCCUUCUCUCCUGGUUCUUUCUGCGGCGGGCGCCUGGCAUCUAUGAAGUGAACCUGUUGGACCAGCUGGAACGUCGUCUGAACACGCUUGAGAACCAGAAAAAGAAACUCAAGCGUCAGCUGGCGGACGUCCGAAGCCGGGUCUCGAAGACGGAAGCCAAGCUUCAGGAAGAUCUUAACGCUGCCCGCGAGGGCCAGGCACAGGUAAAACGUACCUACCAGGCGGAGAAGGAAAAAAAUAUAUCUUUAGAAACGCAACUAAAAAACAAAAAUGAUGAACUGAGCAAACUCCAAGGUGAAAAGAAGAAUUUGGAAGUCGCCGUUUCGUCGUUGCAACGUAACGUCAAAACGGCCGCCGAGGUCCAGCGUCAAACUCGGGUGAGUCUCGACGAAGCGACGCGCAAUCUCGACGUCUGCCAGCGAAACCGCGAAGCCACCCUUAAACUUCUAGAAAUUGCGAGGCACGUCGUCUCGAGCACGUUGGACUGCGCUGUGGGCAUCGCCGAGCAGCGCAACGACGCGGUAGCACGGCUCUACCACAGCAUCAACUAUGGAGGCGUCCCCGUCACCCUGCAGGCCCUGACAGAGUCCUGGGCCUGCUGGGGCUGGGAUGUCCGAACUCGACGCAACCGCUACGAUGAAGUCUUUGCAAAUGCUCUCGAACAGUUGGGCUCCAACGAACUGAUCAACAUAGAAGAACUCACAUUGGCGCUACCAAAAGGAGAAAUUGCGGAACCAGAUUUCGAGUUUGAAGUGCUGUGCGACCUGAUGCGCCACUCCAUUUACCAGAGCACUCCGAAUAUGAUGGACAACACCGGGGAGUACUACAUGGACGUAGCACACGUGCCAUCAGUGGCAUCCGAGUGUGUGUCGCCCACCCCGUCCGGAAACUACACCCCCUCAAUCGGAGACUCGGGUGCUGGCGACGUGGGCAGAGCUACCAGGAAAGCUGGGUACCUUCGCCUGGCGAGAACGCUGCACAGGAGGAUGCCCAACGUUUCCGAAGAAGACCUAGUCGGGUACCUGGAGCUCCUGCGGUCGAGGAACGGAGGGCUGACGGGGUUGAAAAUCAGCGAGAUCAGGGAGGGAGUCUUGAGACUCAUGCGGCAAGGUGCAUCGAUGUUCUGAAACCGAGGCUACGAUGCUUUUGUGCUGUCGCAUACGGAGGACAAAGGAGUGUGAACAUUUUUUUAGUCGCGUCAUGCUUUUUCUUUUUUUUCGUGUCUCGGAGAAGGGAAGUGUGCAGAAACAAAUUCCACUGGACUCUUAAAAAUUCACUCUUGUUGUGCAGUAAAGUCGUGAGCACAAUUCAGAAUGUGUCAGACAAAUCGGUCACACGCAUUUUCAUUUUUGCCCUCGCUAGGCUGCCACUAAUAACUUAAAACUGCACAUCUUCCACGAGUUUUGCAAAUGUGUGGAUCUUAUAGACAAGCACUGUGUUUGUUGGUAUUUCAUGUUUACUACAGUGCCUACGUCUUCCAUUCUAUCAUGGCUGAAAGCAUCUUAUUUCGAGGAACAAAUUUCUAGUCACAAAGUGCCAUCUCAUUGGAAUGAAAUCGGGGAAAACAUUCCAACGCAUAGCCAUUUUUGCAGCCACUGUGAUAACAAAGUAGUAGUAUACUUCACGCUCACACAUGACAUGAUGACACCGGGAUGCAUAUUUUUGUAUCUUGUUUCAGUGUUUUAGCAAUACCAGCAGAAUCUCCGUACAUGCCAGUUCUGAAAACCAAAGUGCCGCCUGUAGAUACUCUUUUGGAUUCCAAUAAAUAAAUUAUGUACUAAA
Molecule: messenger RNA, 1963 nt
Organism: Ornithodoros turicata
Lineage: Eukaryota; Metazoa; Arthropoda; Arachnida; Ixodida; Argasidae
Exons: 2
Coding region: 145-1308 (387 amino acids)
Source: RefSeq, a predicted model, not a curated record